AAUUGGAGGCUUCCUGCGGCGCCUCUGGUUGCUGAGGACUGUGACAGUGCCACGCUUCUCGAGUGGGCGGGGAAACUCUUUAUGGCCACCUCCGGAUUUUCUUCUCAGUGGCGGCGCAGGGUCUUCGAAUCCGGUGACGGGGGAAAAACGUGGAGAGAGGCCGCCGGGCCGGUCUUGCGCCUGUUGGGCGACGCCUACGCAUUGACGACGGUCCACGUUGCUUCCGACCUCAUGACUGCAACCAUUGCGGGCAGGAGUGUGCUGCUGUACACCACGCUGUCGGAGCAUAGUGUUGGGCGCCAAACGCACCACUUCCUCCACCUGUGGCUCUCCGACGGUGCUCGGACCCACGAUGUUGGGCCAAUAUCUACUGCUGCUGAGGCGGGGCACGCCCCCUUCAGCUCGCUGCUGUACACAAGAGAUGAGUUGUUUGCCCUCUACGCGAAGAAAGGCCCGGUUGAACGCUCAGACAUUCUUGUUCUUGCGCGACUCCCAGAGCAGCUGCAGCGGAUCAAGGGCGUGCUGCAAACUUGGAAGGAUGUGGACGCCAGAGUCGCAAAGCUUUGCGGCCCCGCCGCCGCCCCCGCUGCUGCCUGCGUCGGUGCGAUGCCAACGGACGGGCUGGUUGGGUUUUUGUCGAACAAUGGCAACAAUACCCACUGGAAGGACGAGUACCUUGGGGUGGGCGCCACGGUGUAUAAAGGGGCAAAGAAGGUCGAUAAUGGCUUUGAGCUGGCGGGGCGUGGUGCAUCGAUUGUGUGGCCGGCGGGCGGAGGCGAGGAAGGCCCAGGGCACGGUCCUCUGGGCGAAGAGGUGACUCUUGUGGCGACGGUGACCAUCAACAAAGCGCCACCGACCGCCACCCCACUGCUGGGCGUGGGGACAACGUUCACUGGGCUAUAUCUGGGGCUGUGGUACGACGAGCAGAAGCGCUGGAGGACGAAGCUCAGAGCAGAAGCAGGAGGGAGCACACAAACACUGGCGUGGGAGGAGGGGAGGGCAUACCGAGUGGUGCUCACGGUGGAAAACGGCGGCGGCUCGGCAUACGUCGACGGGCGGCUUGUGGGGAGUUUGGAGGGAAAGCGUCCGGCGGGUUUGGCUGCUUCGCCUGAGAUUGCGCUUGAGUCUGACGAACCUCCGCCGGGGCGGGGGCCGCGGGACAUGCCACCGGAGAGGGUCUCGCACAUCCUCGUUGGGGACUAUGGGGACAGAGAAGCAACCUUUGAGGGCCGCGUGGCGGUGACGAACGUCUUGCUGUACAACCGCUGCUUCAACGCCGGUGAGGUUGCCGCUCUGAAAAGGAAGGAGGAGGAAGAGGAGGCCAGCGUGACGGAACCGGGGGAGGCGCCUCGCACCGCCGCAUCCGCCGCCAGUGACCCGACGAACUCUGCGCGCGACGAGGCUGCAGCAACUGGCGGCGUGGCCGAGGAGCCGUCAGUGGCGGCCGGCACUGGCCCCGCGACGACCGACGCGGCUGGGAGUUCUGCGUGGGAUGCGUCGGUGCCGCGCGGUGCUCCGGCGCCGGACCUCAGCAACGCCUCCGCCGCACUUGCAAAGGAGGCUGCGGGCACAGUGCAGAGGGAGGCUGGGGGCGGCGACGGUACUGUGCGUGGGCGUGUGUCUGCGGCGCUCUCGCUGCUUGUGCUUGCGCUGUGGGCCCUCUCCGCGCUGUGCUGA
Trypanosoma conorhini is the source of this 1677-nucleotide messenger RNA. RefSeq names its product trans-sialidase. The record is from RefSeq and is a predicted model, not a curated record. Gene Ontology annotation, molecular function: exo-alpha-sialidase activity. The annotation marks the transcript as partial. The transcript has a single exon. Lineage: Eukaryota; Euglenozoa; Kinetoplastea; Trypanosomatida; Trypanosomatidae.